This is a messenger RNA of Otolemur garnettii (small-eared galago), 13848 nucleotides long. It is a transcript of the gene LRP2, whose product is annotated as LDL receptor related protein 2. The record is from RefSeq and is a predicted model, not a curated record. The transcript is spliced from 80 exons. Gene Ontology annotation, molecular function: protein binding; calcium ion binding. Bases 1 to 13848 code for a protein of 4615 amino acids. NCBI's taxonomy places the organism in Eukaryota, Metazoa, Chordata, Mammalia, Primates, Galagidae.
AUGAAUGGAAUUAUCUGGGUGACAGAUGAUGAGGGUCGACCUAAACUUAUGGACCUGGAGGUGAUGAGAAGGGGAUGUGACAGUGAUCAUUUUCGCUGUAAUAAUGGACAGUGUAUUCCAGCAUCCUGGAGAUGUGAUACGACCAAAGACUGUUCAGAUGACUCGGAUGAACAUGGUUGCCCUCCUCCAUCUUGCCGCACAGGCUAUGUCCCGUGUCUGAGUGAGGGGACAUGCAUCCCUAACACCUGGGUGUGUGACCACGAUCAGGACUGUAGCGAUGGCUCAGAUGAACAGCAUUGCCCUGAGACCACAUGCUCGAGUAAUCAAAUGAGGUGCUCCAAUGGUGAGUGCAUCCCAAGUGAAUACAGGUGCGACCACGUCACAGACUGCUCAGAUGAAAGCGACGAGAAACACUGCCAAUACCCAAGAUGUGAACAGCUUACUUGUGCCAAUGGAGCUUGCUAUAACACUUCUCAGAGGUGUGACAGUCUAGUUGAUUGCAGAGACCAUUCUGAUGAAAUGAACUGCACUAACGUCUGUUUGCGCGAUGAGUUUGCAUGCAACAAUGGGCAAUGUAUCCCAAAGACCUAUGUCUGCGACCAUGAGGAAGAUUGUGAAGACAGCAGUGAUGAACAUGAUUGCAAUUAUCAGACCUGCAACGGGAGCCAGUUCACUUGCUCCAGUGGCCGAUGCAUUCAUCAAAACCAGGUCUGUGAUGGCCAAGCGGAUUGUAAAGACGGUGAAGAUGAAAAUGGAUGUGAAAGCAACAGUUCAAGUAACUGCGCCCCAAGACAAUGGGUUUGCCCAGGAUCUGGGCAAUGCAUCCCAAUUGAUAAAGUUUGUGAUGGGUUUUCAGAUUGUCCAGGAGGAAAAGAUGAAAACAGUACCACUACUGAAAGUUUCUGUGAUACAAGUAUAUGUUCUGCCUUGAACUGUGAACACCAGUGCCAUAAGACACCACGUGGAGGGGCAUGUUUUUGUCCCCCAGGUUUUGUCAUCAACCACAUGGACAUGCGUACUUGUGAUGAGUUUGAUGAUUGCCAGAUAUGGGGAAUUUGUGACCAGAAGUGUGAAAACCGACACGGCCAUAUCCGGUGCUUCUGUGAAGAAGGGUAUAUCUUGGAAAAUGAACAGAAUUGUAAAGCUAAUGAUUCCUCUGGCCAGCCCUCCAUUAUCUUCUCCAAUGGUCAGGACUUGCUAAUUGGUGACGUUCAUGGAACCAGCUUCCGGAACCUAGUAGAGUCCCCUCGUGGAAUGGCCGUGGGUGUAGAUUUCCACUAUCGCCUGGGCAAGGUCUUUUGGACAGACUAUGUGCGAAAUAAGGUUUAUUCAGUUAACAUUAAUGGUUUAAAUAUCCAAGAAGUUCUCAAUGUUUCUGUUGACAGUCCAGAGAACCUGGCUGUGGACUGGGUUAAUAAUAAACUCUAUGUGGUAGAGACCAGGAUCAACCGCAUAGAUGUGGCAAAUUUGGAUGGAAGCUACCGGGUUACCCUUAUAACAGAAAACUUAGGGCGUCCUAGAGGAAUUGCCCUGGACCCAACUGUUGGUUAUUUAUUUUUCUCUGAUUGGGAGAGCCUUUCUGGGGAACCUAAGGUGGAAAGGGCUUUCAUGGAUGGCAGCAACCGUAAAGACUUAGUGAAAACGAAGCUGGGAUUCCCUGGUGGGAUAACACUGGAUCUGAUAGCCAAGCGUGUUUAUUGGGUUGACUCUCGGUAUGAUUACAUUGAAACUGUAACUUAUGAUGGAAUUCAGAGGAAGACAGUCAUGCAUGGAGGCUCCCUUAUUCCUCAUCCCUUUGGAAUAAGUUUGUUUGAAAGUCAUGUGUUCUAUACUGAUUGGACAAAGAUGGCUGUGAUGAAGGCCAACAAGUUCAGAGAGACCAAUCCACGCAUGUUGUAUAAGACUUCCCUGAACCCCUAUGGAGUGACAGUUUACCAUGCCCUCAAACAGCCCUAUGCUAGCAAUCCGUGUAAACAGGACAAUGGGGGCUGUGAACAGAUCUGUGUCCUCAGUCACAGAACAGAUAAUAAUGGUUUGGGUUUCCGUUGCAAAUGCACGUUUGGCUUCCAACUGGAUGCGGAUGGGCUCCACUGUGCUGCUGUUCAGAACUUCCUGUUGUUUUCAUCCCAGAGGACUGUUCGUGGGAUCCCGUUCACCUUGUCCACCCAGGAAGAUGUCAUGGUUCCAGUGACAGGGAGUUCUUCUUUCUUUGUUGGGAUUGAUUUUGAUGCCCGGAGUAGUACUGUCUUUUUUUCAGAUAUUUCAGAACACUUGAUUUUUGAACAAAAGAUUGAUGGCACAGGAAGAGAAAUUCUGGUACCUAACAGGGUGGAAAAUGUUGAAAGUUUGGCCUUUGAUUGGAUUUCAAGGAAUCUCUAUUGGACUGACUCUCAUUACAAGAGUGUCAGUGUCAUGAGACUAGCUGAUAAAUCCAGACGAACAAUAGUUCCACUAUUAAGUAACCCACGAUCAAUUGUAGUUCAUCCUGUGGCUGGGUAUAUAUUCUUCAGUGAUUGGUUCCGUCCUGCUAAAAUUAUGAGAGCGUGGGGUGAUGGAUCUCACCUUCUGCCUAUAGUAAACACUACUCUUGGCUGGCCCAAUGGCUUGGCCAUCGACUGGGAUGCCUUACGACUGUACUGGGUAGAUGCCUUUUUUGAUAAAAUUGAGCACAGUACCUUCAAUGGUUUAGAUAGAAGAAUUCUGAGCCACAUAGAGGAGAUGACACAUCCAUUUGGAAUUACCCUCUUUAAAGAGUAUGUAUUUUUUACUGACUGGAGACUGAACGCUAUUGUUAGAGUUAGGAAAACGGAUGGUGGAGAUAAGACAGUUAUCCGUAGUGGCAUCACUAUGGCACUGAAUUUGAAGUCAUAUGAUGUCAACGUCCAGACUGGUUCUAACUCCUGUAAUAAACCCACCCAUCCCAAUGGUGAUUGCAGCCACUUUUGCUUCCCGGUGCCAGCUUUACAGCGGGUGUGUGGGUGCCCCUAUGGAAUGAAGCUAGCUGCCAAUCACUUGACGUGUGAAGGAGACCAAAGCAGUGAGCCACCCUUGGAGCCAUGUGGCGAAUUUUCCUUCCUAUGUAACAAUAGCAGAUGUCUGUCCGAUGUGUUAGUCUGUAACGGAGUUGAUGACUGUCAUGAUAAUAGUGAUGAGCUUCAUUGUAUGUUGCCUAAUAACACCUGUCCACGUAUGAUGUUCGCCUGUGCCCAUGGAGGAGAGUGCAUCCCAGAAGUCUGGCACUGUGACAGGUACAAGGACUGUGUGGAUGGCAGCGAUGAGCAGAACUGCCCCACCCGAAGACCCAUUCUCUGUCCCGAGUCCCAGUACACCUGUGAUAAUCACAACUGUAUCCCAAAGAAUUGGCUCUGUGACACAGAUAAUGAUUGUGGGGAUGGAUCUGAUGAGAAGAACUGCACGUCGACAGAGAUGUGCCAACCCAGUCAGUUCACUUGCCCCAACCAUCGUUGUAUUGACUUAUCUUUUGUCUGUGAUGGGGAUAAGGACUGUGCUGAUGGAUCGGAUGAGUUUGGCUGUGUAUUAAACUGCACGGCUUCUCAAUUCAAGUGUGUCAGUGAGGAGAAAUGCAUUCCUAUCACAAAUCACUGUGAUGGUGUGUUUGACUGCAGUGACAACUCUGAUGAGGCAGGCUGUCCAACCAGACCUCCUGGUAUGUGCCACUCAAAUGAAUUUCAGUGCCAAGAAGACGGUAUUUGCAUCCCUAAAACCUGGGAGUGUGAUGGGCAUCCAGACUGCCUCUCUGGGUCUGAUGAGCACCAUGGCUGUGUCCCCAAGACCUGCCAUUCAUCUCAUUUCCGCUGUGACAAUGGAAACUGUAUCUCCAGGGAGUGGCUCUGUGAUGAGGACAAUGACUGCGGGGAUCAGAGUGAUGAGAGGAAUUGCCCUACUCAGCCCUUUCAGUGUCCCAGGGGGAUGUGGCAGUGUCCUGGAUAUAACUUCUGUGUGAAACUGGAAUCAGUAUGUGACAACGUCUUUGAUUGCCCCAGUGGGACAGAUGAGUCCCCACUUUGCAACGAGGACCUCUGUUCACGUUUCAAUGGUGGUUGUACUCAUAGGUGUAUUCAAGACUCCUUUGGGGCUAGAUGCUUAUGUCCACCGGGAUACUUACUUGCCAAUGAUUCUAAGACCUGUGAAGACAUAAAUGAAUGUGAUAUUCCAGGCUUUUGUAGCCAGCACUGUUACAAUAUGAGAGGUUCUUUCCGAUGCUCGUGUGAUAAUGAGUACAUGCUAGAAGGUGACGGGAAGACUUGCAAAGUUACAGGAUCUGAAAGUCUGUUGUUACUUGUGGCGAGUCAGAACAGAAUUAUUGCUGACAAUGUUACCUCCCAGGUGCACUCUGUCUACCCACUCAUCCAGGAUGGUUCUCACAUUAUAGCUGUGGAUUUUGAUUCAGUUACUGGUCGCAUCUUUUGGUCUGAUGCAAUUCAGCGUAAAACCUGGAGUGCAUUUCCAAAUGGAACAGAUAGGAGGGUGGUAUUUGAUAGUAAUGUCGUCUUGACUGAGACUCUUGCAGUAGAUUGGGUGGGUCGUAAUCUUUACUGGACAGAUUAUGCUCUGGAAACAAUUGAAGUCGCUAAAAUUGAUGGGAGCCACAGGACUGUGCUGAUUAGUAAAAAUGUAACAAAUCCAAGGGGACUAGCAUUAGAUCCCAGAAUGAAUGAACAUGUACUGUUCUGGUCUGACUGGGGUCAACACCCUCGUAUUGAACGAGCCAGCAUGGAUGGCACUUCGCGCACUGUCAUUAUCCAGAACAAGAUCCACUGGCCCAGUGGCUUGACCAUUGACUACCCCAAUAGACUGCUCUACUUCAUGGACGCCUAUCUCGAUUACAUAGACUAUUGUGAUUAUAAUGGGCACCAUCGGAAGCAGGUGAUAGCCAGUGAUUUGAUUCUGCAGCGUUCCUACGCCCUAACUCUCUUCGAGGAUUUUGUGUACUGGAGUAACGGUGUUACUCAAAGGGUUAUGCAAGCCAACAAGUGGCAUGGAGGGAACCAGUCAGUUUUAAUGUUCAAUGUCCCGCGGCCCCUGGGGAUUGUUGCAGUCCAUCCUUCAAAACAGCCGAGUUCCGAGAAUCCGUGUGCCUCUGCCCGUUGCAGCCAUCUGUGCCUGCUUUCGUCACAGGGGCCUAAUUUUUACUCCUGUGUUUGUCCUUCAGGAUGGACUCUCUCUGCCGAUUCUGUGAACUGCUUGAGAGAUGAGCAACCUUUCUUAAUAACUGUAAGAGAAAAUAUAAUUUUUGGAAUCUCCCUUAAUCCUGAUGUGAAGAGCAAUGAUGCUAUGGUCCCGAUAGCAGGGGUAAAGAAUGGAUAUGAUGUUGAAUUUGAUGACUCAGAGCAAUACAUCUAUUGGGCUGAGAAUCCGGGUGAAAUUCACAGAGUGAAGACAGAUGGCACUAACAGGACCGAGUUUGCUUCUCUGUCUAUGUUGGGGUCUUCUACGGGCCUGGCCUUAGACUGGAUAUCGGGAAACCUUUAUACCACCAAUCCUGGAACUCAGUCAAUCCAGGUCUCAACACUGCGAGGAGAUACCAGAUACAGAAAGACACUGAUUACCAAUGAUGGAACAGCUCUUGGAGUUGGGUAUCCCAUUGGCAUAGCUGUUGAUCCGGCCCGUGGGAAACUAUACUGGUCAGACCAAGGUACUGACAGUGGGGUUCCUGCCAAGAUCGCAAGUGCUAGCAUGGAUGGCACAUCUUUGAAGAAUCUCUUCCUUGGGAACCUUGACCACCUGGAGUCUCUCACCCUUGACAUCAAGGAGCAGAAGCUCUACUGGGCAGUGACUGGGACAGGAGUGAUUGAAAGAGGAAAUGUGGAUGGAACAGAGCGGAUGAUCCUGGUGUACCAACUUUCCCACCCUUGGGGAGUCGCAGUCUUUGAUUCCUUCCUUUAUUAUUGUGAUGAACACUAUGAGGCCAUUGAAAGAGUUGACAAGCAUACUGGGGCCAACAAAGUGGUCCUGAGAGACAAUAUCCCAAAUCUGAGGGGCCUUCGAGUUUAUCACAGACGCAAUGCUGCCGAAUCCUCAAAUGGCUGUAGCCAGAACAGGAAUGCCUGUCAGCAGAUUUGCCUCCCUGUACCAGGAGGAGCCUUCUCCUGCGCCUGUGCCACUGGAUUUCAACUCAAUCCUGAUUAUCGGACCUGCUCUCCACAUAACUCUUUCAUUGUUGUUUCAAUGCUGACUGCAAUCAGAGGCUUUAGCUUGUCAUUAUUAGAUCAUUCAGAAGCCAUGGUGCCAGUGGCAGGCCAAGGACGGAAUGUACUGCAUGCGGAUGUUCACGUAUCUUCUGGCUUUAUUUACUGGUGUGAUUUUAGCAGCUCCGUGAGAUCUUAUAAUGCAAUCCGUAGAAUUAAACCAGAUGGGUCAUCUUUGACAAACAUCGUUACAGAAGGGAUAGGAGAAACUGGAAUACGGGGCAUUGCAGUGGAUUGGGUAGCAGGAAAUCUUUAUUUCACCAAUGCCUUUGCCUAUGAAACACUCAUAGAAGUUCUUCGGAUCAAUACUACCUACCGCCGUGUCCUCCUUAAAGCCACAGUAGAUUUGCCUAGGCAUAUUAUUGUAGACCCCAAGAACAGAUACCUCUUCUGGGCUGACUAUGGACAGAAUCCAAAGAUUGAACGUUCUUUUCUUGACUGUACCAAUAGAACUGUGCUUGUGUCAGAUGGCAUUGUCUCACCACGGGGCUUGGCAAUAGACCAUAGCAGUGGCUACAUUUAUUGGGUUGAUGAUUCUUUAGAUUUAAUUGCAAGGAUUCAUUUUGAUGGAGAGGAAACUCAAGUGAUUCGUUAUGGCAGUCGUUACCCAACUCCUUAUGGCAUCACUGUUUUUGGAAAUAGUAUCAUAUGGGUGGAUAGGAAUUUGAAAAAAGUCUUGCAAGCUAGCAAGGAACCAGGGCGCACAGACCCACCGAUAGUGAUAAGGGACAAUAUGUACUGGCUGAGAGAUGUGACCGUCUUUGAUGAACAAGUCCAGCCUCGGUCACCAGCAGAGGUCAACAACAACCCUUGUUUGGAAAAUAAUGGUGGGUGCUCCCAUUUCUGCUUUGCUCUACCUGGACUGCACACCCCACAGUGUGGCUGUGCUUUUGGGAAUCUGGAAAGUGAUGGCAAGAGCUGCACCAUUUCUACAGAAAAUUUCCUUGCUUUUGCCUUGGCUAAUUCCUUGAGAAGUUUGCACUUGGAUCCUGAAAACCAUAGCCCACCUUUCCAGCCAAUCAAUAUGGAAAAGCCUCCUAUAGCUCUUGCCUAUGACAGCAUAAACAACAGAAUCUACUUCACACAGAGUGUAAACUUUUUCGAUGGCCAGAUUUCCUAUGUCAGCUUGUCUUCAGGGAUUCAUACCCCGACUGUCAUCACUUCAGAUAUAGGGACUUCUGAUGGCAUUGCCUAUGAUUGGAUCAACAGAAGAAUUUAUUACAGUGACUACUUCAACGAGACAAUUAAUUCCAUAUCUGAAGAUGGGACUCAACGGACUGUGAUAGCCCGUGUUGCAAAACCAAGAGCAAUUGUGAUAGAUCCUUGCCGAGGGUACUUGUACUGGGCUGACUGGAAUGGUAAUGCCAAAAUCGAGAGAGCCACGUUGGGAGGAAACUUCCGGGUACCGAUCGUGACCAGCAAUUUGGUCUGGCCCAAAGGGCUAACACUGGACUAUGAGGAGGACCUUCUCUACUGGGCGGAUGCUAGUCUGCGACAGAUUGAACGCAGCACUCUAACAGGCACGCAGCGUGAAGUCCUUGUCAGCGCAGCUUUUCACAUUUCCAGCUUGGCUGUCUUUGGCCAGUAUAUUUACUGGACUGAUAUGUCAACAAGAAAAAUUUACCGAGCUAACAAAUACGAUGGGAAUUCUGUCAAUGAACUUACCUUCCUCAUAAAAGGAUGUCCAAAUGGUGCCGAGUGCCAGUGUCCACAUGAGGGCAACUGGUAUCUGGCCAACAACAAUAAACUCUGUAUUGUGGACAACGGUAUACGGUGUAAUGUAUCCCAAUUCACCUGUGCCAAUGGGCGCUGCAUCCUGGAAGGGUGGAAAUGUGACGGGGAUAAUGACUGUGGUGACGGCAGCGAUGAGGCAGAAUAUGUCUGUGCAUUUCACACCUGCUCGCCGACAGCCUUCACUUGUGCCAAUGGGCGAUGCGUCCCAUACUAUUAUCGUUGUGAUUUCUACAAUGACUGUGCUGAUGGCAGUGAUGAGGCCGGGUGCCUGUUCAGGGACUGUAAUGCCACUACAGAAUUUACUUGCAAUAAUAGAAGGUGCAUACCUCGGGAGUUUGUCUGCGAUGGUAGAGACAACUGCCGUGAUAACAACACCUCAGAUGAGAGAAACUGCCCUCAUCGCACUUGCCCAUCUGGAUACACAAAAUGCCAGAAUACAAACAUUUGUAUUCCUCGCCUUUACUUGUGUGAUGGAGACAAUGACUGUGGAGAUAUGAGUGAUGAAAACCCUACUUAUUGCACCAUUAACACAUGCAGCAGCAGUGAAUUCCGAUGCUCAUCUGGGCGCUGUAUUCCUCAGCGGUGGUAUUGUGAUCAAGAAGAUGACUGUGGUGAUGGUUCCGAUGAGCCUGCCACUUGUGAGCACCCAGAGCGAACAUGCCCAAGUGAUGAUUUCAAGUGUGAUAAUGGUAGAUGCAUCUCAAGACAUUGGAUCUGCGAUAGUGAUAAUGACUGUGGGGAUAUGAGUGAUGAGGAUGAAAGGCACCACUGUGAGAAUCGUAACUGCACAAGUUCCGAGUUUUGGUGUGUGAAUAGCAGUCCUCCAGCCAGGAAAUGCAUUCCCCAGACCUGGGUCUGUGAUGGUGACGCGGACUGUGCUGAUGGCUAUGAUGAGCGUCAGAACUGCACCCGGAGUUCCUGCUCUGAAAACGAGUUUACCUGCAGUUACGGACUGUGUAUCCCUAGCUCCUUCAGGUGUGACCGGCACAACGACUGUGGUGACUACAGUGAUGAGAGGGACUGUUUGUACCAGACCUGCCAAGCACAUCAGUUCACCUGUCAGAACGGACGCUGCAUUUUUCGGGACUUUGUCUGUGAUGAGGAAAAUGACUGUGGGGAUGGAUCCGAUGAGCUGGACCACCUGUGUCACACCCCUGAAGCCACAUGCCCCCCUCAUUAUUUCCGAUGCAACAACGGGCACUGCGUUGAGAUGGAGAAACUCUGCAACCACUAUGAUGACUGUUCUGACAACAGUGAUGAGAAAGGCUGCGGCAUUAAUGAAUGCAGUGACCCUUCGAGUAGUGGUUGCGAUCACAACUGCACAGAUACCAUCGUCAGUUUCUUUUGUUCCUGCCUUCCUGGUUACAAGCUGAUGUCUGACAAGCGGACUUGUGUCGAUAUUGAUGAAUGCAAGGAGAGGCCCUUUGUCUGUAGCCAGAGGUGUGAGAACGAAAUAGGGUCCUAUAUCUGUAAGUGUGACCCAGGCUACAUCCGAGAACCAGAUGGAAGGAGCUGCCGGCAGACCAGUAGCAUCGAGCCCUAUCUCAUUUUUAGCAACCGUUACUAUUUGAGAAAUCUAACUGUAGAUGGCUCCUUUUACUCCCUCAUUCUGCAAGGACUGGGCAAUGCUGUGGCGCUAGAUUUUGACCGAGUAGAAGAGAGAUUGUACUGGAUUGAUGAAGAGAAGGGAGUCAUUGAGAGAAUGUUUCUGAAUAAGACAGACAGGGAGACAAUCAUAAGCUACAAACUACAAAACCCACAAGGUCUGGCUGUGGACUGGGUUUCCAGAAAGCUCUACUGGUUGGAUUCCUCUCUGAAAGGCCUCUUUGUCUCUGACCUCAAUGGUGACCGCCACCGCAAACUGGCCCAGCACUGCGUGGAUUUGAACAACACCUUCUGCUUCGAUUAUCCCAGAGGAAUUGUUCUUCACCCUAAAUAUGGGUAUGUCUACUGGACAGACUGGACUCACCGCGCAUACAUUGGGAGAGUAGGCAUGGAUGGGACCAAUAAGUCUGUGAUUAUCUCCACCAAGAUAAUGCGGCCCAAUGGCAUUACCAUCGAUUACACCAAUGAUCUACUGUACUGGACAGAUUCCCACCUGGGUUAUAUUGAGUACUCGGAUUUAGAGGGCCACAAUCGACACCCGGUAUAUGAUCAGACACUGCCUUACCCCUUUGCUGUUACCAUUUUUGAAGACACUAUUUACUGGACAGAUUGGAAUACGAGGACAGUUGAAAAGGGAAACAAAUAUCAUGGAUCCAAUAGGGUGGUGCUGGUGAACACAACACAUAGACCAUUUGACAUCCACGUGUACCAUCCGUACAGGCAACCAAAAGUGGACAAUCCAUGUGGUACCAACAAUGGUGGCUGUUCUCAUCUAUGCCUCAUCAAAGAAGGGGGAAAAGGAUUUACCUGCGAGUGUCCGGAUGACUUCAACACUGUGUUUUGGCACGGCGAAACAUACUGCAUUCCCGCGUGCUCCAGCACCCAGUUCCUGUGUGCUAAUGAGGAAAAGUGUAUUCCUAUUUGGUGGAAAUGUGAUGGACAGCGGGACUGCUCCGAUGGCUCUGAUGAAUCGGCCCAUUGCCCGCAGCGCUUCUGCCGAAUAGGGCAGUUCCAGUGCAAGGAUGGCAACUGCACCAGCCCCCAGACCCUGUGCAAUGCCAGGCCAGAUUGCCCUGAUGGCUCUGAUGAAGUGUCUUCUCUUUGUGAGAAUCACAAGUGCGAGUCUAAUGAAUGGCAGUGCGCCAACAAACGUUGCAUCCCAGAACACUGGCAGUGUGACACGUUGGAUGACUGUGGGGAUAACUCAGAUGAAGACAGAUCCCACUGUGCCAGCAGGACCUGCAAGCCAGGCCAGUUUAAAUGUGACAACGGCCACUGUAUUCCUCAGUCCUGGAAGUGUGAUGUAGAUAAUGACUGUGGAGAUUACUCAGAUGAGCCUGUUCAGGAAUGCUUGACCCCUGCCUAUCGCUGCAACAACCUUACGGAAUUCAGCUGUAAAACAAAUUACCGCUGCAUCUCCAAGUCUGCUGUGUGCAAUGGUUUCGAUGACUGCAGGGACAACAGUGAUGAGCAGGGCUGCGAGGAGCGGACAUGCCAUCCUUCAGGGGAUUUCCGUUGUAAAAAUCACGUCUGCAUCCCUCUUCGCUGGAAAUGUGACGGGGAAGAUGACUGUCAAGAUAACUCAGAUGAGGAAGGCUGUGUCCCCCGAGAGUGCACAGAGAGCGAGUUUCGAUGUCCCGAUCAACAAUGCAUUCCAUCUCAGUGGCUCUGUGACCAUUAUGACGACUGUGGGGACAAUUCAGAUGAGCGGGACUGUGAGUUGAGGACCUGCCAUCCUGACUAUUUUCAGUGUGCAAGUGGACACUGUAUCCCCCAAGACUGGAAAUGUGAUGGAGCUGCUGACUGUCAUGAUGCCUCUGAUGAAUCUACUUGUCCCACUCGCUUUCCCAAUGGUACAUACUGCCAGGCUAAUAUGUUUGAAUGUAAAAACCAUGUUUGUAUCCAGCUGAAUUGGAAAUGUGAUGGCGAUAACGACUGUGGCGAUGGUUCUGAUGAAGAACUUCACUUGUGCUCGGAUGUUCCCUGUGAAUCACCAGACCGUUUCCGGUGUGACAACAAUCGCUGCAUUUAUAGCUCAAAGUUGUGCAAUACUGUGGAUAACUGUGGAGAUGGAAGUGAUGAGAGAGCAGAGCACUGUCAUGAACCAACCCAUAAACCUUGUACAGAAAACGAAUUUAAGUGUGACAAUGGACUUUGCAUUCCACAGGAUAAUGUAUGUGAUGAUGUCAAUGAUUGUGGAAACUAUUUUGAUGAAACAGGUUGCAAUGUGGGAAAAGAGAGAACAUGUGCUGAAAAGAUAUGCGAACAAAACUGUACUCAAUUAAAUGUGGGGGGAUUUAUCUGCUCCUGUAGAAGUGGGUUCAAAGUUGGUGCAGUCGACAGAAACUCCUGUGAAGACAUCAAUGAAUGUGAGGAAUUUGGGAUUUGUUCCCAGAAGUGCAGAAAUACCAAAGGAAGUUAUGAGUGUCUCUGUGCUGAUGGCUUCCGGUCUGUGAGUGAGGACUUUGGAAAAAGAUGUGCAGCUGAAGGUGACUCUCCUUUGUUGCUGCUGCCUGACAAUGUUCGAAUUCGAAAAUACAACCUCACAUCUGAGAGGUUCUCAGAAUACCUUCAAGACGAGGAACAUAUCCAGGCUCUUGAUUAUGACUGGGAUCCUGAGGGCAUUGGCCUCAGUGUUGUGUAUUACACUGUGCGAGGGCAGGGCUCUGGGUUUGGUGCUAUCAAACGUGCCUACAUCCCCAACUUUGAAUCCGGCAACAAUAAUCUUGUACAGGAAGUUGACCUGAAACUGAAAUAUGUAUUCCAGCCGGAUGGAUUAGCUGUGGACUGGGUUGGAAGGCAUAUUUACUGGUCAGAUGUCAAGAAUCAACGAAUUGAAGUGGCUAAACUUGAUGGACGGUACAGAAAGUGGCUGGUUACCUCCUCUCUGGAUCAACCAGCUGCCAUUGCUGUGAAUCCUAAACUGGGGCUUAUGUACUGGACCGACUGGGGAAAACAGCCUAAAAUCGAGUCUGCCUGGAUGAAUGGGGAGCAUCGCACUGUCCUGGUUUCCAAUUACCUUGGUUGGCCGACCGGCCUUACUAUUGAUUAUCUGAAUGAUGACCGGAUCUACUGGAGUGAUUUCAAGGAGGACAUCAUUGAAACCAUGAAACACGAUGGAACUGUUAGGAGAGUUGUUUCGCAUGGAGCAAUGAAGCCUUACAGUCUGGACAUCUUUGAAAACCAUUUAUACUGGAUAUCUAAAGAGAAGGGAGAAGUAUAUAAACAGGACAAAUUUGGGCAAAGAGAAAAAGAGAAAAUUCUGGUCUUGAACCCUUGGCUUACUCAAGCUCGAAUCUUUCAUCAACUCAGAUAUAAUCACUCAGUGCCCAACCGGUGUAAAAACACCUGCAGCCACCUUUGCCUGCUAAGGCCUGGAGGAUACAGCUGUGCCUGUCCCCAAGGCUCCAACUUUAUAAAGGGCAGCACCACGGAGUGUGAUGCAGCCAUCGAACUUCCUAUCCCCAUGCCUGCCCCAUGCAGGUGUAUGUAUGGAGGAAAUUGCUAUUUUGAGGAGAAGGACCUCCCCAAAUGCAAGUGUCUGAGUGGCUACACUGGAAAAUACUGUGAAAUUGCUUUCUCAAAAGGCGUGCCUCCAGGAACAACGGCAGUGGCCACGCUAUUGACACUUCUCUUGAUCAUCAUAAUUGGAGGUCUGGCAGUUGUAGGAUUUUUCCACUACAGGAAAACCGGCUCUCUUUUGCCUGCUCUGCCCAAGCUGCCAAGCUUAAGUAGUCUUGUCAAACCCUCUGAAAAUGGCAAUGGAGUGACCUUCAGGUCAGGGGCAGAUUUUAACAUGGACAUUGGAAUAUCUGAUUUGGGGCCUGAAUCUGCUAUUGACAGAUCAAUGGCAAUGAGUGAAGACUUUGUCAUGGAAAUGGGGAAGGAACCCAUAAUAUUUGAGAACCCAAUGUAUGCAACCAAAGACAGUGCUGUCAAAGUGGUUCAGCCAACCCAGGUGACUGUAUCUAGAAAUGUGGAUAAUAUGAAUUAUGGAAGUCCCAUAAGCCCUUCUGAGAUAGUUCCAGAGAUAAAGCCAACUUCUCCGGGUGCUGAUGAAACUCAGGUGACAAAAUGGAAUAUCUUCAAACGAAAACCUAAACAAACUACCAACUUUGAAAAUCCAAUCUAUGCAGAGAUGGAGAACAUGCCAAGGGAAAGUGUUGCCACAACCCCACCUCCAUCACCUUCUCCCCCUCCUAAGAUUUCUUCAAAAAGAGACCCAACUCCAACCUAUACUCCAACAGAAGACACUUUUAAAGACACCGCAAAUCUCGUUAAAGAAGACUCUGAGGCAUAG